AUGGAAGUCGCUGUCUUGCUACUGCUACUGAUUUCUGUGGCGCGAGAAGUGUCCAGUAAAUCGGAGUGCAUGCAAAUUGUUGGAACACUUGUUUGUCCAGGACGCCCGGUGCUUGCUGGAAAUGUGCAGAUCGACUUGAAGGAUGAUGAUCGUAAGUUAUUACUUUUACCGAAUUUCGUGAGAUUUCCAAUAAAUGCCCUAUAUUCUUUCGAAUAA
Molecule: messenger RNA, 216 nt
Organism: Gongylonema pulchrum
Lineage: Eukaryota; Metazoa; Nematoda; Chromadorea; Rhabditida; Gongylonematidae
Source: the annotation of a GenBank genome assembly